AUGUCCGAGACAACAGAAAAAAUUGAAAGUAAUGGUGAUGCUCGGAGAAGAAUACUUAACAUAGCUGUAUCAACUGUCCUUUUAGAAAGUGGAUUCGAAACAGUAGACAAAAUUAGCCUAGAGACGUUGACGGAGAUGUUACAAUGCUUUUUUACAGAAGUUGGUAACUCGGCAAAUCGCUACUGUGAAUUAUCUGGUAGAGUGGAACCUGUAUUGGCUGAUGUUAUGUUGGCGCUUAUCAAUAUGGGAAUAAGUCUUCAAGGCUUAGAGCAAUAUGCAGCUAGGCCAAAUAGACAUGUAAUUCAGCCACCACAACAAGCACCUGUGCCUAGAACACCAGCUAUGUUGUCAGCUGGUUCAAAAGCUAAGCCAUCUCCACACAUACCAUUCCACUUACCAGCAUUUCCUGAUCCGCAUGCAUACAUAAGAACACCUACACAUAAGCAACCUGUGACUGAGUAUGAAGCAAUAAGAGAAAAAGCUGCAAAUCAGAAACGGGAUAUUGAGAAGGCUUUGACAAAAUUUCUUGCAAAAACAAGUGAAACACACAACCUCUUUAAUACGGAAGACAACCAAGUUUUUCCAUUGAUUGCGUGUAAGCCAACCUUUCCAGCAUAUUUGCCAUGCUUACUACCUACUGACCAAGUCUUUGACUUUGAUGAAUUAGAAUAUCACUUUCAAGUUGCUAAUAGAACAGAAGAUAUUCCAGCUGAGAAAAAAGACCAAUCAGACAAUGAAGGAGAGAAUGGUGGUGAUGGUGAAAAUGCUAAUAAUUCUCAAUCAGAAAAUCCUGAUUCUACAUUACCAUCUAGUCCAGAUAGAAUUAAAUCUGGGGGAUAA
Molecule: messenger RNA, 840 nt
Organism: Pieris macdunnoughi
Lineage: Eukaryota; Metazoa; Arthropoda; Insecta; Lepidoptera; Pieridae
Source: the annotation of a GenBank genome assembly